AUGAGUGUGCCUGACGCACAUGAUAACCAUAAUACGGAUGACAAUGAUGCUGAUGCCGAGAGGACGACAAUGGAAAUGUUGCUGAUGCUGACUGCUGCUGUUGCUGUUGUCAUUGUUGUUGUUUCUGCUAAUGAAGGCAAUAGUGUUGCUGUUGAUGAUAGUAGUGAUGUCGUUGUUUUAAUUCUCAUAUUAAUGCUAAUACUGUCGUCCAUGAUGAUGAUGAAGACGACAACAACGAUAUUGCCAGUUGUGUUUAUAUGUAAGAAGCAUGGCUUUCCUUUUCAAAUCAAUCAAAUCGAUGAUAGUCAUCAUCAUCAUCGCCAUCAUGGUCAUGGUGAUGAUGAUAACGAUUGUCAUGUCAACGCAAUACAAGGAAAUGUAACCGUAUCCCACAAUAGCAACAACAACAACCACGACAACAAAACAAUAUCACCCUCUGAACGUUCGGGAAAAGGUUGCUGCGGUCAAUGGUUUGCCGGUCCUCCGCUACGUGCCUUAAUAGCUGUGGUCGCCCUAGGCGGUGUAGCUUGUGCUUUGGGCGGUGCUGCAUUGGGUGCCACCGGUUUAGCCGGACCACCCAGUUCACAUUUUACAGCGGCAUUGCUAAUGAUUGGUGUUGGUGUGGUCCUGGUGACAGUUAGUGGUGCUGCCUGGCGUAUGACUGCUCCCGGUGGACCGCCUUGUCUUGGUUUGGGCUCCAGUGUCGAUUUGGGCAGAUGUGGUCGACGGCCCUGUAGUCGAGGUGGUGGUGCACCACAAGGUCUACUCUAUCCCGAGUUUCAACAUAGGCCACCGCCUCCUUCAUAUCAGGCCAGUAUGCAAGAAUAUCGUUUAAGACUACUACUUUUGGAUCGAGAUCGCCAAAAUGGCGUAGUUCGUGGCAGUUCACCGCCUCCCACUUAUCGUUCACAUGCCGGAAGUUUGCUAAGAGCCCCCUUAACCUCUACCAUACGCGGUGCAGGUGGCAUUGGCACAACAGGACGUGCGGAAAGCAGCAUUGGCGGUUCAGAAUACAGUUUUCCACCCAGUUAUCGUUCACGUAAUACCACACCUGGUACUAUAAGCAGUGAGCGUAGCAUUGAAACAGAACCAUCGGGACGUUUGCUGGCCAAUGAAGAUAUACCCGAGCCGUUGAGUGUGGAACAGCUGUCGGAAUAUAACACCUUGCAACAGAGAACGGUACAGGCAAGAUUGGGUACUUCAUCGGCAAAUAAUACCAUAACAACAUCAGCAACAACAACCACAAUUAAUGGCCAGUCCAAAUCCCAGUCAGAAGAGAAACGUAAUUCCCUACAAUUGGAUCAAAAUUGUAUUAUUACAAAGAGAGAAUCUUCUUCGGGUGGCGACAAGAAGGAUGAUUUGGUGACAAUUGUAACCAUUACACCACAAAAUGAAAUUGACACCAAUACGAAUACAGUGGAAUGUCAAAAUUCCACAAAUUUAGAGGUGACACAAAGUGGUUCAAGGGAACAAAUUGAAAUUUUGGCACAUCUGUAA
Messenger RNA from Musca vetustissima, 1497 nucleotides. RefSeq lists its product as uncharacterized. The transcript is spliced from 7 exons. The coding region runs from base 1 to 1497 and encodes 498 amino acids. Lineage: Eukaryota; Metazoa; Arthropoda; Insecta; Diptera; Muscidae. The record is from RefSeq and is a predicted model, not a curated record.